AUGUUAUAUUCGCGUUACGCGUGGUCCGAGGGCGUUGUUCGUUUAAAAUAGCAGGAAAACUAGUCAGUACGCUUAAUUUUGUCAACGAGCUAAUGUGUAUCGCUUUGUAAGUCGCGCUUUUCUGUUAUCGGGUGUUAUGUUUAUAGCUUCGCUGUUUUGUAUUAUUGUGUAUUUUACGUUGGUGGUGUAAAUGUACGUAAAUUUUGUGAAAUAAUAUCGAACUUACAUUUAUAUUAUUUAAAACUAACAUAAUGCCGCCUAAAAAUAGUAAAUAUUGGGACUAUUUUGAUAAAUCCAAAGAUAUAGAGAAUAAAAUUGCAGAAUGCCUUUAUUGUCAAAAAAACAUUUCUUACAAAACUACAAUUAGUAAUUUAAAACAACAUUUGAAAGUUAAACACAAACGGGCAUAUGCUGAUUUUAUGGCGCGGAGCUUAGAGCUGGACGGCUCUAACGCUCAGUUGGAGAAGUCAGCUACUAGAGAAUCAACAGCAGGAGCCGUAACAUCAUCAGAUGCUGAAUCCGAUGACGACACGAAAGUUUUCGAGGUCAGUUCCUUCUUCGACCAGGAGAGUAGUGAAUGGGCCAUGUGUCGCAUUUGUAAAGCCACCGUCUCCAACAGAGAACAAGCCCUGAUGAAACAUAUUGAGAAGCACCCGAAAUUAUUGAAAGGCGUUCAGGAUUUAGACGCUCAAAAUGACGAUGAGGAACAAGACACCUAUACAGAAGUAGUGUACCUUGAUGAUUUUGAUGUUAAAAGGGAUAAGAAGGAGAAAUUACAAUGGCAAGCCGACAGUCCGAGGACCAGUACGAAACCGAGGAAGAAGAGGCGGAGACGAGUCAGUACUUCUUCAGAAGACGAGCCUGUGGAGAAGAAGAAAAAGGAGGGGAAUAAUAAUAACAAACUCAAGAUAUUCGGGGAGUAUAUUAUGAGUUUGAUGGAGGAAUUACCCCCAGACGUUUGCAAGAAAUUGCAAAUGAACAUGAUCAAUAUGGCGAUAAACGCGAAUCUUGAAAACAGCACUUGUGCCCGCUGCUCGAGUGACAAAACUUCGGAAGUGUCACCUCAGAACCUUCACAACAAUACCGCUUCGGAAGUUAUUAUUGCUGAGAAUGGUACCACGCGGGAAAUUCUUAUUACCGAAUGCAAUGACAAUGCGUAGGGCCUCAGCUAGUGAUGUGCCGUUCCCGGAAAUAUUGGAAACAUCACGAAUGUUUCUUUGUUUUUAAACAUUGGGCAAAUUUAGGAAAUGUUAGGGAAUUUUUCUAAAUGGAAAUAAAAUUUAACACAAAUAUUUAAUUUUUUUUCGGAACUUUCUAAAUAUUACCGAUUUGAUCUUAUUGAUCCCACACAUACCCCCUUGAGGAUGUCAUUUUAGCUACAUUUACUUUACUUUUAUUUCGUUUCUGCCAUACUAUGUCCAUACCAAACUUUAACUUACUGUUUUUUAUACUUGCUCGAAGGCUUUUACCACUAUAUAAGCUUGAAGCAAGGCAUAUAAAUUCUGUAUUCACAUUAUUUUCAGCAGCCACACUUCUUUCUAUAUCUCCUUCAUACUUACCAAACCUACACUUACAUAUAAUAAUUUACAUACAUAAGUAUGACUAUAAAUAAAAAUAUAGUGAACAUCCAGUCUGUACCUGCUAUUCUUUCUGACACAAAAGAAUCAGCUGAAUCAGUUAACUGCUCAAACCAUGCAGAAAAAAUAUGGCCCUUAACACAAUUAAUUUAAUAAUAUUAAAUGUAGGAAUCAUUUUCACGAUAUUGCAGUUAAAAGUGGCCAACAUAUUAGCACCUUGUGUUAAAUUUAAGAUCUGUUACAAUGGGACUGACAUCUUAAAGAUAGAAGUCCCUUAUUUAAAUUUUCGGUCUCAGUGUUGCACGGUUACGUCUUUAUUUAUUUAAAACUUUAUUGCACAACAAAGACAUACAAAGGGCGGACUUAAUACCGUUUUGCAUUCUCUCUACACCAGCUGACCAAACAAAAAAACUUUCAAAUUGGUGGUGCGGUAAGCACGUGCAUAAUGCAAAAUACAUACAUUACAAAUUGCAUAAAUACAUACAAGAUACAUAAAAUACAUACGAAAUGCAUUAUAAAGUCUUUUACUCAUCAAACGAAAAUAGUUAAAACUGCCCGAAACUGCCUACUGAGAACAGCUGCGAAUCCCUCACGAUAUAUUCAGGCAGGACAAAACAAAUAUAUUAAGACGUGUUAUAAUGUACUUACUUAUAAUUGAACUGUGUCCCCGUACAUAAAUAUAAUUACGAAUUUAUCCCUUACGUGAUAGACAGGUCCACAAGACAAGAAUGGAAAACCGGUGGACAUAAUACCCAAGGCAUUUUCUGUAAGUCGAACAUUUGGACUUAAUUGAGAUGGAUGUACGGGUGAUGCGGAUAACUGUAAAUAAAUAAAUAAGUCUAAAAUGAAUAUAAGGUUACUUAAUACACUGACAUAAUAUAGUUAACAUACAUAAGUGAAUAUUAAUAAAAAAAAUAUCCUAAUAAUCCAAAGUUUAUUAGAAUUUCCUUCCAUUACUUUUAAAAUCUGCAAGACAAUAAUGACGAGUCCUAAAAAGAAAAUUAUCUAUUUUCAUGGUAGAUAAAAACAAGUCAAUCUCCAAGGUUUAAUCUAGAUUUCACGCGUUAGUAGUGAGCGGAGAAAAGCUAGUGGAAAAUAUUUAUUCAUUCAGUGUAUACUAUACACUAAAUGAAUGUAUAUUUCUAACCUCUCGUAAUAAACAACUGUUCCAAUAUUCAUCUCUCCUCUCAGGAGACUCCUGGAAGAGAUUUCUAUUGAAAUAAGUAGCACCUUUGUACUAUCCUUGUCCUUGUAUUGGUAUAUAAUUUUCUGUACAUAUAACAAAUAGAAAACUUUGGGAAAGUUACAGAAACAUUGGCGAUAUUCCUGUAAAUUUACAAUGGGUAAUUUCCAAUAUUCCUAGCGGCACAUCACUAGCAUAGCCACACUCUGAUUUUUGCACAGAAGCGGUUGCACCCUCCACCAAAGUGCUUCGGGGCCUGGGGUCCUUUAUCUCAAAAUUUCUAUGCGCUUAGUAUCCCGUAAUAACCAUAAAACAAAGCCCCGGUGCGCAGCUAUUGAUCCGUUGUUCGAUCCGAUCCGAAAUGUUUGUUCUAUUUCUGUAUUAUAACAUAAAAUCACGCCUUUUUCCCGGAGGGAUAGGCAGACAUCCUUCCACUUGCCACGAUCUGUGCAUACUUCCUUCGCUUCAUCCACAUUCAUUCAGUGUUAUUUUGUGAUAAUAACCUUACGUGACCUCAAAAAAGCUUGAAUGGUAAAAUUACAUUAAUACCUUUUUUAACUCUCAAUACCCUCUUCCUUUCUUGCUCUGCCGUCUUGUAAUUUCUCACUGAAAAGAAAACAUGCUCCACUCGUGAAGAGUGACAAGCUAAGGUUGACCAUUGCCAGAAACUUUGAAACAUUUGUCGGACUCCGAAGAGCCCUGGGAUGGGAAGGAUCAAGGAUGGGAAAGGGUGGGAAAACUGGGAAUGCUGCGGACCACACUCGACGGCUAGCCGCCGCCGCGCAUCUUCACUUAAAAGUAUACUUUACAAAACUAAUAUAAAAACUUGUAAAUUCACAAAUAUACUCGUUUUUGUACAUCACAGAAGCUCCUACUGUACCGGGCAGAGGCCCGCAGCUGAGAUCAUAUACUAUUUUCUCUUUUUCAAUA
Molecule: messenger RNA, 3690 nt
Organism: Amyelois transitella
Lineage: Eukaryota; Metazoa; Arthropoda; Insecta; Lepidoptera; Pyralidae
Exons: 3
Coding region: 252-1160 (302 amino acids)
Molecular function (GO): DNA binding
Source: RefSeq, a predicted model, not a curated record